Molecule: messenger RNA, 560 nt
Organism: Orycteropus afer afer
Lineage: Eukaryota; Metazoa; Chordata; Mammalia; Tubulidentata; Orycteropodidae
Gene: CCDC32
Product: coiled-coil domain containing 32
Biological process (GO): cilium organization
Source: RefSeq, a predicted model, not a curated record
UCCCUAAUGAAAAUGUUUGAGAGCAUUGACUCUACAGCCACUAGAUCUGGCCGGGAUCUCUGGGCUGAAAUCUGUUCCUGUCUGCCAAAUCCUGACCAGGAGGAUGGUGCCAACAACGCUUUCUCAGACUCCUUUGUGGAUUCUUAUCCUGCAGGCGAAGGCCAGAGGGAGGCAGCAGACUUUGCUGUCCAGCCAUCUCCACAGCCUUGGGCCCCCUUGCGGGAUUCAGAAGUAUAUUUAGCAUCUCUAGAAAAGAAACUGAGAAGAAUCAAAGGUUUAAAUCAGGAAGUGACCUCCAAGGACAUGCUUCGAACCCUAUCCCAGGCCAAGAAGGAAUGCUGGGAUCGGUUCCUCCAAGAGAAGUUAGUGUCAGAGUUCUUUGUGGAUGGACUUGAUUCUGAUGAGAGCACCUUGGAACAUUUCAAGAGGUGGCUCCAGCCAGAUAAAGUAGCCAUCAGCACAGAAGAGGUGCAGUAUCUGAUUCCUCCAGAGUCACAGGUUGAGAAGCCAGAGGCCGGGGACGAGCCAGCAGCAGCGGAACAGUAAAUUACAUGCACACA